Molecule: messenger RNA, 1080 nt
Organism: Ilyonectria robusta
Lineage: Eukaryota; Fungi; Ascomycota; Sordariomycetes; Hypocreales; Nectriaceae
Exons: 4
Coding region: 1-1080 (359 amino acids)
Source: RefSeq, a predicted model, not a curated record
AUGGUGUCACACACACAACUCGUCAAUACUGUGGGUCCGGCGAUCUUCGUCGUUAUUGUGCAUGUUGUCUUUGUCUACUCCAAGACUUUGCGGGGUGUCAAAUUCUGCUUGUGCGUUCCUCCUCUUCCUUCUGCUACUCAGCAAGGGAGAAGGCUGUCGGCUGCGCCAACAAAACCAUAUGUCGCUCAAAAGCUUGCUCUCUGCGAAUGCGAUUCUGGGACGAGGCCUCUCCCUCAUGUCCUCGGUAUUCUUUCUAUGACCGGUUACAAUCUUGGACACGAAGGCGUUAACUUGCCACCCGUUGCCCGUCGCCCACUCGUCAUCAAGCGCUUCUCCCUUGCGACCCUAGAACCUCAUCCAUCUUGGUCCCUUCAUCACUCUCAUUCUGCCGCCCGACUUUUCGACGUUGGGCAACCUGCGCCCACCGAGUCACUUGGCUACUACACCCGUACCCACAGCUUGAUUUGCCCCCUUGUCCUUCGCUACGUGGAUUCCGACGGCUCACCAACUCCAAGGAGAAGAAGAAAACGACGACAGCACGGCCGAGACCCAAGAUCUGAUGUCCCUGACUGGGAUAGUUCUCCCUCCACUACCAUGCGCCUUCGCCCUGCCCCCAGCAUCGUUGCCCCAGCCAGCCUCAUCUGCUCCGACUCGGUCGCUCAAUUCCUCCUCCCUGCCCGGGCGCGCCCUCCAUCUUGGAUCCUUUUUCUCCCAUCCAGGUUGGUUUCGCGGGCACCUUCGCUUGGGCCCCCUUUUCCAACCGUGUUGCGAGCCAGUGGGCCAGUUCUGGGUCUGGCUCGUAGGGUUCGGCUUGUGUCUCCGCCGCAGCUUCCACCGACAGGUGCUGGACCACGACGCCCGCGUACAAGGCUCAAUUUCGUUGUGGUGGAAGAUGGUUACGGUUGUCAGGGAUGGGUACCUACAAUGGCGAAAGCACUUGAUGGAAUGUUGGGCUACAGACUGGUUGAUGAUGGGUUUAAGUUCUCUUUGCAUUCGAUCAGGUUAAUUCUAAUGUCCGAUGUGUGCUUAUUGCUCGCCGAACCGGGCGCCCUCGCCCAUCUCGUUGUGACGACUGCCUGA